Molecule: messenger RNA, 3399 nt
Organism: Clupea harengus (Atlantic herring)
Lineage: Eukaryota; Metazoa; Chordata; Actinopteri; Clupeiformes; Clupeidae
Gene: cpm
Product: carboxypeptidase M
Biological process (GO): protein processing; peptide metabolic process
Molecular function (GO): zinc ion binding; metallocarboxypeptidase activity
Source: RefSeq, a predicted model, not a curated record
UACACACUGUGAUAGAACAGGGAUUGUGCUCCUUUUUAACAGAUGACAUGCACAAGACAUCCUCACUCCAAAUUGGAUAAGACCACUUUUUGUUAGUGAAUUAAAUGUUGCUUCUGUUUGAGAGAGAGAGGGUGAGAGAGAGAGAGAAAGAGAAAGAGAGAUGCUCUACCAUAUGAAAGGGACAUAUGACAACAUUUUAAAAAACUGAUAAUACGCCUGUCCUUUACAACCAUUUCAUUUGAUAUGACUCCUCAAGUAUGGAUGUUUAAACAUAUAGAUCUAGGUAUAUGCGUAUAACCAAGGAUACUGUACCAUACAAGAAUUUCAUGACAACAUACACUGGAGAUGCUAAGCAGGAUAGGCUACAAGACGUGACCUGUCUCAAAUCAAACUUGCAAGCGCACCUAUACUGCUGAGCUCAUUCAUGACUGCGCGAUUGACGAGCAGAUCCGUUUCCAGCGGGACAGGAGGACAAGUGACUCGUCCUGCUGCAGUUCCUACCAUGUGUAGGCUACUCCUGAUCAGACAAUAUUUCGCUGUAAAUUCCUGGUAAAACCUUACGUCGAAGCCCCGCCUCGACUGUGCUGCUGAACGGGAUAACAAACUAAGGGAGAUAGGCAGGACGCAACAGCAUGAGACCGACAGAAGUUUAUUUACAACCCAUGGAACCGAUCAUCUGCAGACACUCGACUCGCUUGUUGCCAGCUACUCGGCAAGCUCCGGACCAGCUCGUUUGUCAUUCACUGUAGAAGAUUUGACUGUUUCGGUGGUGCCUUUCCAGCAAUAACAGGGAGAACAGCGUCCGACAAUACCUCCAGCGGGACACGGAGCUAAUACACUUUCCAAACAAGGCUACAAGAUGAUGUUGUCGACGGAUAAGACGUUCCCAGUCGCAUGCAGUUGGUGCCUUUGGACAUUACUGUCCCUAUGUUACGGGCUAGAGUUCCGCUAUCAUAAUUCAGCCGAGGUGGAGAAAUACCUGAGAGAAGUCACUAGAAACUAUCCCAGUUUCACAUACCGUUACAACAUUGGCAGAUCCGUGGAAGGAAGACAUCUCUGGGUGCUUGUCCUUGGGAAGUCUCCGAAAGAACACAAUGUUGGGAUUCCAGAGUUCAAAUACGUUGGCAACAUGCAUGGAAAUGAGGUGGUGGGGCGUGUGCUAUUGCUCCAGCUGAUCGACUACCUGACGAAAGGUUACCAUAACAACCCAUUUGUGACGCGCCUCCUGGACAGCACGCGGGUUCACAUCCUGCCCUCGAUGAACCCCGACGGCUUCGAGUCCUCCUCCCGCGACUGCAUGGCCGGCUUCGGAAGGUACAACAGCAACGGCGUGGACCUCAACCGGAACUUUCCGGAUAUCUUCUCGGGGGAGGACGAGGAGAGACGCGAGUUUGAGGUCCUGGCAAUCAUGGACUGGAUGAAGCAGGAGAGGUUCGUGUUGUCGGCCAACCUGCAUGGAGGGGCUGUGGUGGCCAGCUAUCCCUAUGACAACAGCAACAGAGGAGGUGAACUACAGGAGGGUGCCAGCGUCUCCCCUGACAACGACGUCUUCAUCCACCUGGCUAAGACGUACUCAUAUAGCCACACGCAGAUGCACCGGGGCAACGCCUGCUCUGACUCUAACUUCCCCCACGGCAUCACCAACGGGUACCAGUGGUACGCAUUGCCAGGUGGGAUGCAGGACUAUAACUACGUGUGGCAGCAGUGUCUGGAGAUCACCCUGGAGUUGUCCUGCUGCAAGUUCCCCCCCGAGCGAGAGCUGCCCGGCUUCUGGGAGGCCAAUCGACCCGCGCUGCUGGCCUACAUGCAGCAGGUGCACCUGGGUGUGAAAGGCCAGGUGCUGGACGCAGACGGGAACCCUGUGCAGAACGCCUUGGUGGAGGUGGAGGGCCGGAUCAACCUGUGUCCGUUCCGCAGCGGCCCCUACGGGGAAUACUACCGCCUGCUGCUGCCGGGCAACUACACCUUCAAGGUGACCUUUCCUGGACACGAGAUGCUGAUUGAGACCCUGACCGUCCCCUACGGGCCGGAAAACUUCUCCGCCUUGAAGCACAAUUUCCUUCUCGAGCGCAGCGUCAACGCCAGCACCCCUCCCACACCUACCAAGCCCUGCUCCACCAGUGGGGUGCAACCACAGGACAGCCACAGUGCCGCCCUGUUGGCCACACCCAUCAUUACACUCCUGCCCCUCCUACUCAUUUCACUGCUAAUGUGAGAUGAAGUGAAGGGCUUAAAAAUUAUUUUUUGAAAUCGUACUAUUUUUUUAUGGUAACUCACCAUUUGUCCUUCUUCCAAAACCACGUGAACCAUUUUAAGCUGAUUCAUGUUUUACAUGUUAAUGUUUAUUGAUUUGAUCACAGACACACACACACACACACACACAUUGGGCUUACUUCAGCGUUGAUGCUGAGCUAGGCAGGUGUAAGCCCAGGAUACAGGACUGAGAGGAUUUUUCAAGUGCCUCAAAAACAGAAAAAAAAAGAAAACCUUGCUCUCCAGAGUUGAGAUAAACUUUCAUCUGCAAAUGUGAGCGCAAACAGUGGCUUUUUGGAUUCAUGGCUGAUAACACAUGAUCAACACAUCAGCUGGCCCAGGCUUUCUGUGCUGAAGAAAUCGGAGGCAUUUUCUUAUCACAUGCCUUGAGAUAAGAAGCUGUCGCCUAAACAUAAACGCGACACUUGACUCGGGGAUAUGCAUCAGUGUUAAGUCAUUGAGACGAAGAAAACCCAAACAAAAAUGGAGACUCAGGAGGGAGAGAGAAUGGAGACUCUUCUCUCGCCUAUCAGCUGGAUUCCAAAAUUGCUCCACCGUCUUUUAUCGCUCCAAACAAGCCACAAUUAUGUUGGAGGUAUUUAAAAGGAAUGUGCUUUGAUUCUGAACCACAAGGUUGAGAAAACAGAGGUCAUACAUUCCAAAAGAUGUGAGUUCCCUCGUCCGUUAAGGUGUAAUGCCAGAAAAACAAAAACAUUUGACCCUGGGAUGGCACACAAACAGAAGGCUAAUAUUGGUAAAAGCAAUAAUGUCACUCUGUCUUAAUCCACUAGAGGCAGCACUUGAGUCUUAAAUGGGCUUUUGAGACAUCGAAAAAAGACAUGCAUUUUUAAUUGGUCAUAUACUCCCUACAUGUUAGACCACACAGAUUGCAACAAAACAUGUCAAUCUGCCUUAACCCUGGCAGGGACACACACCACAUUAGAUUCCUGCUUCCGAGGCAUAACCUUGACACUUACAGUAUAGUACACCACAAGGCAAGCUACUGUUCAGUACAGGAACCUAAAUCUCGUUCCAGCCCCAAACCCAUGUUUUCUCACUGCUCAUGGAGAAGAAGACCAUGCCAGCAGCAAGUCCUCUAAAAACUUUAGACUGUUUGAGUAUUAAAACAAAGUUAAAUGCCAACAA